GCGCGCGUUUUCCCGAGUCCUCUCGCGUCCGUUCCGUGCGACGCUGUUCCGUCCGUCCCGUUCCAUCGCGCGCGUUCCCGUCACCACGGCAGUCCGUCGCCGGAACGCACACGCUCGGCCGUUCGCGACCCGUUCCCGGCACGGUUGUUGACGUGUACCUACGGACAAACUGCGAUCAUUCUUUCGUUUUUCUCGGCGCAUUCGCUGUCCGCUUUCGAACCUUCCUGGAGUUUUUUUUUUUUUUAGAGUUUAUCCAACUCUUGUACCGCGGUACGAUCUCGAAGCUUACCGCACAUCGGUGUACGGUCGAGGUCGACCGACGGCGAAAUUCGUGUUCGUGAUCCGUUCGUAUUUUUUAUUUUUUGAACUCUUAAGUAUUGCGUGCGAUACGUGUAUCGUGAUCGUGUCCAAGAGGACGGGUGCAAAACUAGACUCAAGCUUUUUAACGGAGAGUUUAGGUCUGAAAAAACCAAAACGAUUUACACACAACAUAUUAUCAGAACUUUAAACAUGAUGUUGAGAGCCUGAUGUCAUUAACUGAACAUUAUUAAUACUUCUCGUUUUCAGAUUUGAAUUUGGAAGGUGACGAUGACCGAUUACCAAUAUGGACUUUCUAACAUUCAGGACAAUCAUAUUUUACAGCAGAUCAUCGCGAAACGGAAAAAAAUGUGCGAAUCGCUCUUGGACGACCCGCUAAUGUCCGACAGUGAUGUUUGGUGCCCUAGAGAGUUUGAUGGUUGGUCGUGUGUUAAUCGAACCAAAGCUGGUGGAGUGGCCACAUUUCCGUGUCCUUAUUUUAUUUUGGGAUUCGAUUCAAAGCGUUUCGGUCAGAAAAUCUGUCUGCAGGAUGGCACGUGGUUCAAGCAUCCGGACAGCAACAAGACGUGGUCGAACUAUACGACUUGUGUCGAUUUGGACGAUUUAAAAUUGAGGAACCAGGUGAACAUGAUCUAUAAAUGGGGAUACACCGUGUCGUUGGCCGCGCUGGCUGUCUCGAUAUUCAUAUUCUUUUAUUUCAGGAGUCUUACUUGCACCAGGAUACAAAUACACAAAAACCUAUUCAUUUCAUUGGCCAUGAACAAUUGCCUGUGGCUAGUUUGGUACGAGGCAGUAGUGGACAAUUUACCAGUACUCAUGGCGAACGGGUUGGCCUGUAAACUUCUACACGUGCUGGUCCAAUACUUUCUGGUAGCUACGUAUUUUUGGAUGUUCUGCGAGGGACUGUACUUGCACACGUUACUAGUGGUAACUUUUCUCACCGAGUCCAAAGUAAUGCCAUUCUUGCACACGAUCGGUUGGGGCAUACCUGCGGUGUUGGUAUCUACGUACGCUGGACUUCGGACAAUUACAACUGGUGAAACUAUACAUUGUUGGAUACACGAAUCGCUGUACUCCUGGAUACUGUCGGGACCGGUGUGCGUGUCGAUGUUGGCCAACCUGGUGUUCCUGAUCAACAUUGUCAGACUGCUGUUGGUCAAACUGCAUGCCAGACAGAUCACCAUGGCCAGUCCGAAACACGUGGCGACCAGAGAACGGGCGCAGUCAUUCAGCCUCCGAAGCUUCAAAAGGAACAACAGCAGCGUGGACAGCUACGACAAGGCGCCCGCGUCAUCCAGCAGGACUGGCAAGGCGGUCCGGGCCACGCUCAUCCUGAUCCCUCUCCUCGGACUCCAGUACAUCGUCACGCCCUUUCGACCGGAGCCCGGCACGCCGUGGGAGCCCGUUUACCAGGUCACUUCAGCGGUGGUCGCCUCAUGCCAGGGCCUGUGCGUGGCGCUACUGUUUUGUUUCUGCAACGGAGAGGUGCUGUCAGAGAUUAAGAAACGGUGGAAACACUGCAAGAUCAAUAAGAACCGGUCGUGGAACCCGUGCUUGAAAGUCACGUCCGUUUCGCCGCAACACCACCCCAGGCUGCUGGUGACCGAAGAUCAACAGACUCAGAGGACGGGAAGCAUACAAGUGUUGCCGCGAAAGGAUUCGGCCGAGUGCUUACAAAACGUUCAACUCUAGACGUGCAAAUGCGCGUUUUCACACGGUUAUUCUUUUUCUCUAUUCCUAUUUCGUUUUUUUUUCGUUUCCAAUAUUAUUAUUAUUAUUCUAUACAACAUA
This is a messenger RNA of Sipha flava (yellow sugarcane aphid), 2109 nucleotides long. Its product is annotated as calcitonin gene-related peptide type 1 receptor-like. Gene Ontology annotation, cellular component: plasma membrane. Gene Ontology annotation, molecular function: G protein-coupled peptide receptor activity. NCBI's taxonomy places the organism in Eukaryota, Metazoa, Arthropoda, Insecta, Hemiptera, Aphididae. Gene Ontology annotation, biological process: adenylate cyclase-modulating G protein-coupled receptor signaling pathway; cell surface receptor signaling pathway. The record is from RefSeq and is a predicted model, not a curated record. The coding region runs from base 589 to 2010 and encodes 473 amino acids. The transcript has 12 exons.